This is a messenger RNA of Ostrinia furnacalis (Asian corn borer), 2764 nucleotides long. Its product is annotated as centromere protein I. Gene Ontology annotation, biological process: mitotic sister chromatid segregation; CENP-A containing chromatin assembly. Gene Ontology annotation, cellular component: inner kinetochore; kinetochore. The coding region runs from base 93 to 2366 and encodes 757 amino acids. The transcript is spliced from 15 exons. NCBI's taxonomy places the organism in Eukaryota, Metazoa, Arthropoda, Insecta, Lepidoptera, Crambidae. The record is from RefSeq and is a predicted model, not a curated record.
AACGUAUUUUUAUUUUGAAUUACAGAUUGAAUCGAAUUGUUUAUUAUUUAUUUCCAUUGUUCUUUAUCAGCUAAUGAGCAAACAAAAUCGUGAUGGCGGAUGUUGAAGAUAUUAUUGACUACAUAAAGUCAUUGAAGAAAGGUUUCGAUAAAGAUUUGUUUCAAUCUAAGAUAGAUGAAUUGGCGUAUGCAGUUGAAACCACUGGACUGCAUUACGAUGAUUUUCAUACUUUAUUCAAGCUUUGGUUGAACCUAUCCAUACCCAUCACAAAAUGGACAAGUUUGGGAGCGUGCUUGGUGCCCCCAGAUACUGUAGAAGAAAAAACUGUUGAUUAUUCCUUUCGUUGGAUCCUUGCUAAUUGUGAAAAUCAAUCAAGUUUUUCUAGAAUAGGUUUUCUACUAGAUUGGCUGACUGUGGCAAUGGACUGUGAAUGCAUUGAUAUGAAAGCUUUAGACUCGGGAUAUGAAAUAUUUUAUAUCAUGUUGACUUAUGAAGUCUUGACAGUUCAUGCAAUUAAACUUGUUUACACUUUGACCAAACCAAUUGAUGUGACCAGGAGAAGGGUGCUAGAGUUACUUGACUAUGCCAAGAAAAGGGAGGGCAAAAAGAACAUGUAUCGCCAGCUGCAGGUAUUGCUGGGUUUGUUCAAGUCGUACAAACCUGAGUGUGUGCCCGAGGAUGUUCCUGCUAUAUCCAUACACACAGCCUUCAAGAAAGUGAAUGUAGCUUUGAUCUCCAGAUUCAGGAGAGUCCAGGAGCGCAGAAACAUUUUGAGUAAAGAAAGGCACCAUUUAAUGUGGAUCAACCCAUUGAAUUCUGAUCGCGGUAGAAAUAAGAAAGUUGAGCCACUUGUGCCAAACAUGGAGUUCAUCAACGUUGGGGCCCAACAAUAUUCAGACAAAGAACCACAGAAGAACUAUCUUGAUUUCUCAGAUCCAGUAUCGCUACUGCAGUACAGUCUCCACCACCCAAUGUCCCGGCCGGCGCGGCUUCGGGCGCUGCUAUGCAACGAAACAGGCCUCACUUUACUGGCAGUGGCCUCCGAUGCUGACCACGCCUUCCUGACGCACGACCUGCAUCACUUGCUGACCAACUGUUUCCUAGACGUGUCACCUCACAGUGCAGUAGAGAAGCGCGACCUCUUAAGGCGGUUAGUCUUGCUCCAGAACACAUUACUGCAAGCCGUGCCCAUCGUCACUCGGUUCUUAGCGCAGUACCUACCGCUGUGGAAUGAGAUCGACUUCUAUGCUGAGAUACUGGAUCUAGUGCAGUGGGUGAGCGUGGACAGCCCCGACCAAGUACGGGGUAUAGUGGAGCCCCUAUCGAGGGCGUACCACCGCUCGCAGCCGCUGGAGCAGUGCGCCAUACUCAGGAGCUUGACCAAUAUGUACACAAAUAUGCUAUACGGGAGUACAAAGCGUCGCCAGCACUUCAAAAGCCCACAGCCGUACUACACAUACGCGCUGUCGUACGUGGCCUCCAGCAUCAGUCGUUUGAGCAGCUUGGCGGUGCAGGCCGACCCUGGUACGUAUAUACUGGAUUUAGUGCAGUGGGUGAGCGUGGACAGCCCCGACCAAGUGCGCGGUAUAGUGGAGCCCUUAUCGAGGGUGUACCAUCGCUCGCAGCCGCUGGAGCAGUGCGCGAUACUCAGGAGCUUGACCAAUAUGUACACGAAUAUGCUAUACGGGAGUACAAAGCGGCGCCAGCACUUCAAGAGCCCGCAGCCGUACUACACAUACGCGCUGUCUUACGUGGCCUCCAGCAUUAGUCGCUUGAGCAGCUUAGCGGUGCAGGCCGACCCUGAUGACAUGCGCAUACUACACAGCGUGUCAUUCGCGGCGGUGCGCGCAGCUCGAGCGGAACUGACGCGGCGCGCGAGCGCGGGCGCGGUGCCGGCGCUGCUGCCGCUGGCCGCGCCGCUGCUGGCUGCCUCCGCCGCGCUGGUCGAUGCCGCUGCCGGGCUUAUCAUGCUGUACAAAAAGAUCUUCUCGGCCAUGAAGUCCGCAAACAAGAUACAAAAAGACGACCAAACAUACAUGGAGCAGUUUCGCACCUUGCAGAGUUACACUUGCGACUUGAUCAGUUGUUUGUACGGCGAGGAGGCGUUCAGAAGCCGCAACAACGGCAUCGUGUUCGAGAAACUUUCGCCUCAACUAGUCGGAAAAUUGUACUCUCUAAUGCCAGACAUAGAUACAAAGUUCAGCCUUCGGAACCACAUAGCGUUCGCACCGUACACCUAUAUGCAGUUGGAAGCCAUAGAUCACGCAGAUGCGGAUAAUAAGCUAUGGUUCGACUCGGUCAUAGACCAAGAGUUUCCUAAUCUGAGCAACUUCCUAAAGAAGGCGGUGCCCGAGAUUCGUUCUUAAGCGGUUUAGAUUAGGUGUUAAAUUAGGUUUGUUGAUCAUCCGCCUUAAUUAACUAUAGUUGGGGACCAAAUACAGAUAAACACAAAGUUCAAGUGCCUGAUAAGUUUUCAAAUCAAGAAAGAAUUGCAUGUUAUAAGAGCGUGUUUUCCAUUUUAUUGCAUGGACGGUAGUUUACUUCUUUUCGUUUAAUAUCUGAAACCGGCUUAAUUAAAUUCGAACCUGAUUAGUAGAACUCCAUUUUUAGAAUUUUUUUCUCAGUACAUAAUUAAUUUAUGUAAUUCUAUAUUAUAUGUAAUCAUGAUGCCUUCAUAUGGGAUAUUGUCUUCUUAAUUUCUUAAAUGUUAAUUUGUUUUAAAGACAAUUAAAUUGAUGAUUUAGAAUUAUGUUCACGAUUUGUU